Messenger RNA from Sorex araneus (European shrew), 1059 nucleotides. Its product is annotated as complement C1q and tumor necrosis factor-related protein 9-like. The coding region runs from base 1 to 1002 and encodes 333 amino acids. The transcript has 3 exons. The record is from RefSeq and is a predicted model, not a curated record. Lineage: Eukaryota; Metazoa; Chordata; Mammalia; Eulipotyphla; Soricidae. Gene Ontology annotation, molecular function: protein binding.
AUGAGGCUCCUGUGGCUACUCGUUUUCACUGUAAUCUGCACGUCGGGGGACGUCGAUGCCCAGGACACAUGCAGGCAGGGGCACCCUGGUGUCCCUGGGACUCCUGGUCACAAUGGUUUGCCUGGACGAGAUGGAAGAGAUGGAGCAAAGGGUGACAAAGGGGAUUCAGGAGAACCAGGUCUUCCUGGUGGUCCAGGCAAGGAUGGACUGAACGGAGAGAAAGGAGAACGAGGAGCGGAUGGCUACGUGCAAGCCAAAGGCCUCAAGGGUGAACCAGGCACACGAGGCCCCCCAGGGAAACACGGGCCCAAGGGCUUGGUGGGGCCUGUAGGAGACAAAGGGCUCAAAGGAGAGACAGGCCCGCAGGGCCUGAAGGGGGACAAAGGCAACGUGGGGCCCGUGGGCCCAGCAGGCCCCCAGGGAGAUACUGGACCUUCUGGUCCAGAGGGUUUACGAGGCCCGGUGGGCCCCAUCGGGAAACCAGGUCCCAGGGGCGAGGCUGGGCCGCUGGGGCCGCAGGGGGAGCCCGGAGUGCGGGGCAUGAGAGGCUGGAAAGGGGACCGCGGGGAGAAGGGGAGAGUAGGGGAGACCCCAGCGCUGCCCAAAAGCGCCUUCACCGUGGGCCUCACGGUGCUGAGCAAGUUCCCGCCGUCCGACGCGCCGGUCAAGUUCGACCGCAUCUUGUACAAUGAGUUCAACCACUACGACGUGGCCACGGGGAAGUUCACCUGCCACGUUGCUGGCGUCUAUUACUUCACCUACCACAUCACAGUCUUCUCCAGGAACGUCCAGGUGGCCCUGGUCAAGAACGGGGCCAAAGUCUUGCACACCAAGGACGGCUACAUGAGCUCCGAGGACCAGGCGUCGGGGGGCGUGGUGGUGCAGCUGAAGCUGGGCGACGAGGUGUGGGUGCAGGCGGCGGGCGGGGAGCGGUUCAACGGACUGUAUGCAGACGAGGACGACGACACGACCUUCACGGGCUUCCUCCUGUUCGCCAGCUGAAGGCUCAGGAUGCUCGCUGCCCCGCUGGCCGCAUCAUGCUUCGCGGGGCCCAGACCU